AUGGAGCGAAAGGUAGACCUGACGGGAGAUCACGACGCGUUACCCACUUACACAGCACAUCUGGUGCCUUGCAAGGUCAGAUACUCGGGGCCUACCGCCGAGUUUCAGGACAAUCUCCAUAUGGACAGCGAGCACCAUCGGUCGCUGAAGAAACCUGAAGCCGAACAGCAGUGCGACGUCUCGCACGUCACGUACAUCAGAGGCAGGAAGAUCGUUGGACGACAGGUUUUUGGUUCUGCCGAGUACACGGCGUUCCUGAUGAACAGCUCCUCAGACGCGUCAGGCGACCUGACCAUGAAACCGAUAGCCAGGGUCUCGGAGAUUGUGAACUACGAACGGGAUGGAAACGAGGGUAGGCUGCACGAGGAAGUCGGCAGACUCGAGGAGCUCCUAGAGCUCAGUGACAUGGUUCAUUCAUAA
This is a messenger RNA of Torulaspora globosa, 420 nucleotides long. RefSeq names its product Rnh203p (gene RNH203). The transcript has a single exon. Lineage: Eukaryota; Fungi; Ascomycota; Saccharomycetes; Saccharomycetales; Saccharomycetaceae. The record is from RefSeq and is a predicted model, not a curated record. Bases 1 to 420 code for a protein of 139 amino acids. Gene Ontology annotation, biological process: RNA catabolic process. Gene Ontology annotation, cellular component: ribonuclease H2 complex.